This is a messenger RNA of Microtus oregoni (creeping vole), 4974 nucleotides long. RefSeq names its product prostate androgen-regulated mucin-like protein 1 (gene Parm1). Bases 279 to 1181 code for a protein of 300 amino acids. The transcript has 4 exons. Gene Ontology annotation, cellular component: early endosome; late endosome; Golgi apparatus. Lineage: Eukaryota; Metazoa; Chordata; Mammalia; Rodentia; Cricetidae. The record is from RefSeq and is a predicted model, not a curated record.
GGCGGGCUCUGUGCUCGGGCAGCUGGGAUGGAGCAGAAGUGCGCCUGGCGCCGCAGGGUACACAGCUGACUUUGUGCGCCACCUCCUUUUCGCCUAGCACCGCCAGACACCAAAGCUGCCACAGUAGCUGCCUGGACUGAUCGCUCCGGGAAGUCAGCACCACCCUCUCCCGCAGCCCACCAGGCGGUAGAGGAGCUGCCUGUGCCCGGACGCACUUGGCCAACCCCAGGAAACUCUUCCCUAGCAGCGUCCAGCUCGGUACCGAGCACCGGAGUAACAUGGGCUGCAAGGCGCUCAUCACUCUCUGCAUCUUCACCGCAGGACUCAGGGUACAGGGUUCACUGACACCGACCCCGGUGCCUGUUUCUCUCAUGACAAAAACGACCCCCUCUCCAGCCACCUUGACUACCUCUGCACAGAACACUACUAUGGCCAGCACCCCCUUGGCCGGUGGCACUCACAACGCUUCUGUUCUCUCCACUGCUGCUGCAUCCUUGACAUCUCAGCCCUCCAAGAACAUUUCUACGGUCCCCAGAGAAGAGGCUGCCACCAGCCCAGCUUCAAAGUGGAACAGCAGCAACACAGAGUCACCUGCCAGCUUCUCCCCAACAAGCAACGAUGUCCACUCGACACCCACUCCCAAGGAGCAUGGUCUCAACAGUUCUGAAGCAAGUGUGCCUACCACUACACCCCAGCCACCCACACUCAUUUCUUCUCAGGCUCCAACCUCAACAUCCACAUCCCAGGCAACUUCCCCGCCGGAGUCUCUGUCUGCCUCCAGCAUCUCUAACAACAGCUCCGCUGUGACCAGCAUCCAGUCCACAGGAGCUCCAAUGGCACCCACAUCCCCAACAGAGGGGCCCAGCUCUAGUCAGACACCCACUUCCCAUGUUACGGCCGAGCCAGCACCCAAGGAGAAAUCACCCCAAGAUGCUGAGCAUGACGGAGUGUCCUGUGAGUCUGAGACCACCACCCCCUUCCUGAUCAUGCAAGAAGUGGAGAAUGCCUUAAGUUCAGGCAGUAUCGCCGCCAUCACUGUGACAGUCAUCGCUGUGGUGUUGUUGGUGUUUGGAGCUGCGGCAUACCUAAAGAUCAGGCAUUCCUCCUACGGAAGGCUGCUGGACGACCACGACUACGGGUCCUGGGGAAACUACAACAACCCGCUCUAUGACGACUCCUAACAAAGGAAGGUGGCUGGGCACAAGAAAUAGCAGUCCUUUAUUUAUAAGUGCUUAUCCAGUAGAAUUAAUAACAAGUACUUGAUGCUCAUUGAACGACAAUCGCAAGCCCUGUUUUGUUGGUAUGGUUGUUUUUUUGUUUUGUUUUUUGUUUUCUCCUCCCUCUCCUCUGGCUGCUACUACAACAUCCCCCUUCUGGUACAAAAGAACCAUUUUGUACAGGCCAAUGGAGGCUGAUUUGCAGCUGGCACGGGCCAUCUUUGCACUGAGCAGGCUGGACACCAUGAGGUGGUGGCUGCAGCCCCCACCGCAAGACUCAUCGAAAGGACUGAGGAAAAGGGCUCGGGCUGCCCUGUUGGGGAUUUAGUUUUGAGGGGAACUUUUGGUUUGGGUUAUUUCUUAAUCUUCUCUAUAGGAAAUUACACGGAGGAUCAGUGGGAAGAAGAGAAAGGAAUCCCUGAAGGCUAUCACCCUGUGUGGAGGAAGCAAGGGCUUCUUGAUUUCUUUGUAAUCCUUCUUUGCCUGGCUGUAUCUGACAGGAUGCCUACUUGGUCCUACAAGCAGAUAGACAACUCUUAGCUGCCUAAUUAGGAAAGAUGAAAGAUGGCUGUACCCAGGAGGAGCCCAGCAGGCUCUCAACCUGUUCUCCCCACCCAGGCCACUGAAAAGAAAUAGGGAUCCUAGCACAUUCCCCAUCCAGGCCACUGGAAGGCAAUGGGGAUUCCAGCCACUGGCUUUUAGAACAGUUACAGCACAGUUUGAAAAGAGAGACUCAGAGGUGAGCUUGAAGAACAGCAAGGGAGAGGAAUGUGGAGAAUAAGGAUGGGGGAAGAAGGGAGGGACCAAAGCUCACAGGGACCCUCUUGAAGGAAGUAGGAGCCAGCUCCCCAUGGUAGUGGGAGAUACCUAAAUCCUGGAGGAGCCCAGAGAACUCUCACUUCGCACACAUAAAGCAACGGGUUGGGGAAUGACUAUAUGCUAUUUUAAAACAAUGUUUAAAAAGACAAUUAACCUUCCAUAGGAAAUAGACACCGAGAAUUGCCUGCUUAUUCCCCCUAACAUCUAUCUACCUUACUCAUUCUUCCUUUUAAUAAAAGAACACUGCUGGGUCUCUAGUCUCAAAAUCCUGUACAACAAAUUUUGAGAAAUAGACGUUUUCCUCCACCGGCAUUUGUUUAUUUCACUUAUUAACCAUCAGGAAGUGAUUUUGUCUCCCCCGGCCCCCAGCCAGGAACAUUUGAAAAUGUCCGGUGGCAAUUUUUGACUGCUACCACUUAUCUUGAAACACUGCUAAGGAGUGGAGGCUGUGGCUCCUUUGCACAGAACGAGCUGCGACCACAAAGAGCCUUCUAGACCGACACAUCAAAGGCUGACAUUGAGACCAAGAUGUCUUGUGAUGUCCUUGUGAUGUCAAAAGACACUCACACAUCAGUAAAACCCUUUCAUUUUUAACAAAGUGAAACAUCACUUUUUUUUUCCUCCAGAGUGGUAGCUUGUUGACAGAUGGGUUGCUGUCCGGCAUGUGCAGUUGCCUUAUAUUGUUGGUGUUUCUAGAGAGCUUCGCUACAGGGCUGCACCGCUGGUGAGCAGCAUCUGAUCCUGGGACCCAGCAUCUCCGAUUUCAUGUAGUAGAGAGCAUGCGUCUUAAAAUAUGUUACCGUGUCCUAUGAUGUCACAGAGAACAAGAAACCAUCAGUUUUUAAUUCCUCAGACAGAUCCUGCCCCACCACUCUGUUGAAAAAAAAUAAAUAAAAGAUCACUAUAGUGCAAUCCUCUACCCCUCUGGUGUGGAGAUCACAAAUAGGGGUACUGCCCACAGCCUGCCACCCAGGUGCUGGGGGAAAAUCUUCCUAAAUCUCAGAGGUGCCAAAAGAAAAGAGCGAUCAUCAGAGGUCAUCUGCAAGCAGAGAGGAGUUCGCAGAAAUUAAGAUAACCCUGAAUAUGAACACACAAGGGCGCGCACACACACACACACACACACACACGAACCUCCUCAUAAAAACUACAAGGGUAUGCCCUCUGGCCAUGCUUGACAUUAACAGCUGUCCCUCAUCGCUAGCCUGAUUGCUUCACAGGUCUCCAGUUAGGCAAAGGACAGGGCAUUCUACAUCUCAUUUUCCUCCCCAGCCCAAAACCUUUUUUGACACAUGACACAAAGCUCUCCAUGAAACACUUUACGAGACUGUACUUCAGGAAUCCCUUCUGGGGUCAGUCCUAGGCCAGAGGAACCAGCUUCCCUCCCAGAAUCCUCACCUGUUAGAAACCAAGGACACACCAAGAAUUGUUUUUUUAUGCCAAAGGAUGCCAUUGUGCAUGAACACGUGACUGCUUUUUCUCUGAUUAACACCCAAUUACUUCCAGCAAAACACAGCACAGUCAUAUGCAGUGAGGUGACAGCGUCCCCUCAAAACUCAAAGCAUGACCCUUGCUUUGCUUGAUAGUAUAAAAUGUGUACAUGUGAGAAUUUAUUUUGCCAAAUAUAUUUUUCUUCUCUUGAAUUGGUCUAGAGAGAUCCCAGCAUCUUUAUUCUACAAACACACACACACACACAGAGAGAGAGAGAGAGAGAGAGAGAGAGAGAGAGAGAGAGAGAGACGCAUGCACUCACGCAUGCGCGCGCGCACACACACACACACACACACACACACACACACCUCUGAAAUAUAUGCCAAUAAUUGAUAUCCUUUACCUCAGGGAGAGUUAGUUCAAGUCUAUACAAGGGAAAUUAGUGGCCCUAGUAAAUCUAAACAGUUACAACCCAUCAUGGAUAGGACUGGCUCAAUACUUUAGAGAGAAAGUUGGAGAAGAAAGUGAGCUAGGAGCCUCUUCUCAAUGGACUGCAGAAUGAUACGCAACUCUGCUUUCUUUUCCUGGGACCCCGGCGGGACCCCCAGUCCUCCCUGCCCAGCUGUGUCUUCAUUUGUAAAAUGGGGGUGAUGCCUUCUUAGUAGUCUCGCCCCUUCCUACCUCACAGACAUAUUGUGAGGAUUAAUGAAAUUGUGUCAACAGUGUUUUCAUUUUCCGGAGAGAAGCUAUUUAUGGACAUUUCAAGUAUUAUAUAGAUAAAUAAGUGAUCUCAGUUUCUUAUGUGCUGUUAUACUGGCGUGCCAUUUUUACUUAUUCUAUAAUGCUCCAGUUAAUGUCAUGGCCACAUCAGAUGGCCAUCAGAGCUCUGAACUCCCCCCCCCCACCCCCAUGCAUCUGCAUGAUGCAGGGUCACCUGGUCCUAGGACCACAAAGAAUGGUCUCCCCUCUGACUGUAAAGAUGGCCCAGGACACAGGUCUCACAGGCGUGCAUGGGGAUCCAGGUUAGGAUGACCAUGGAUGCCUGAGCACUAAAGGCAGAAGACCUAUGGCUUGCACACCCCGAGGAGUAAACCGUUGUCUAAUAUGAUCUGUUUGCCCUUCAUCUUGCUUGCAAGGGUGCAUGGUUCAAUCCUGGGCAUCUUGAAAACUUGCAAAUGGUCCAGAUGCUAAUUUGCACGUCGAUUCUCCUUUGCCUUUGACCUUCUUUUGAAGGCAAAUGGAUGUUCCAUUUCAACUCCAAUCCUGGAAAGGUUAGCUGAUAUUCGCUCUUUGCCACAUUUCUCUCUUGGACUAAGUUAGCUGACACCAUUGAAAGCGGAGAAGGUGUGCAACAUCUUUGAUAUCUGAUGACAUCAUAUCUACAUUUGUUGUAAGAUCUAUUGCAUACCAAUUAUAAUUCUACCAAUUAAAGUGGUUAAAAGCUUGUGUCUAGCUGUGGUGAUUUACAUUUUGAGAUAUUUUGCUCUCCAGACCACUGGGUUCAUUUUUA